Rhododendron vialii is the source of this 1367-nucleotide messenger RNA. RefSeq names its product DNA repair protein XRCC3 homolog. The record is from RefSeq and is a predicted model, not a curated record. Gene Ontology annotation, biological process: resolution of mitotic recombination intermediates; double-strand break repair via synthesis-dependent strand annealing; t-circle formation. The transcript has a single exon. Gene Ontology annotation, cellular component: replication fork; Rad51C-XRCC3 complex. Gene Ontology annotation, molecular function: ATP binding; ATP-dependent DNA damage sensor activity; four-way junction DNA binding. Lineage: Eukaryota; Viridiplantae; Streptophyta; Magnoliopsida; Ericales; Ericaceae. The coding region runs from base 90 to 956 and encodes 288 amino acids.
UCAAAAAUUAAGCUCACAAUCCUUUGCCGCUUCCCCCCAUUUCAAACGUUCUCUCUCUCUCUCUCUCUCUCUCUCUCUCUCUCUCUCUCAUGAACCCAGAAAGUCUCCUCCACCCUCUCCUCCCAACCCAAAAGCUCACCCUCGGCUGUCCAAUCCUCGACCGCUUCCUCCGCGGCGGCCUCCCCUGCAACUCCGUCACCGAACUCGUCUCCGAAAGCGGCUGCGGCAAAACCCAACUCUCCCUCCAACUCCUCCUCUCCGCCCAACUUUCUUUCUCCCUCGCCGCCUCCUCUCUCUACAUCCACUCAGAAUCCCCCUUCCCUCUCCGCCGCCUCCGCCAACUCUCCCUCUCCUUCCCCUCUCUUCACAACCCCCUCGACCGCAUCUUUAUCCGCCCGGUACACUCCGCAGACCAACUGUUCGACGUAUUGCUCCAGUUAGAUGUUUCUCUUUCUAACCAAAUAAAGACCCAAUUGUCCAUUAAACUGGUUGUGAUUGACUCUAUAGCGGCUUUGUUCAGAUCGGAGUUUGAUAAUACCCCGAGUGAUCUCAAGCGAAGAUCGUCCCUGUUUUUCAAGAUUUCGAGCAAGUUGAAGUCGCUGGCGAAUCGGUUUGGCCUGGCCGUUGUGGUUACGAACCAGGUGGUUGAUUUUGUGGGACCGGAUGAUGGGUUGAAUGGGCUUCGGGUUGGGAAUUUGGGGUGUUUGUAUUCGUCGGGGAGGCGGGUUUGCCCUGCUUUGGGGCUGUCGUGGGCCAAUUGUGUUAAUUCAAGGCUGUUUUUGUCAAGGGACGAGGAGGUGUUGAACAGAGAGAAAAGUUUGGUCGAUGUGAGUGAUGAUGAGUAUGUCCAACGACGGACAAGGAGGCAAAUUCGUGUCAUUUUUGCACCCCAUUUGCCUGAAUCGUCUUGUGAGUAUGCGAUUGCGAGAGAAGGGGUUUUUGGGAUCGAAAGAUGAUAAUCAUUCAUUCUGCAUAAGUUGCGCCCCAUUCACCUGAGUUGUCUUCUGAAUUUGCAACCGUGAGAGAAAGGGUUUUUAGGAUCAAAAGAUGAGAAGUCAUUGAGAGAUGACAAAUCACCCCCUUUGCAUCCUGAGAGCGGAGGGUUUGGGAUUGAAAAAUGAUAAGCCGCGGAGGAAUGCUUGUCGUACUGCUAAGUUUCAGUUCCCUUGUCAAAGAGAAGAUCAAAAUUGAUUCCAAUGGAGUAGCUCUCUUAGUGCAAUGAAAAUGGAACUGAAGUCUUCCCAUUUUGUGUUUGAUUUGUAAGUAGUAUGUAAAAUUGCAAUGCUAAGUCCUGAGUCUUGACAUACUCUUUUUGGGCCUAGAACUUGCUUUUAUCUUGAUGACAUUGUUUUCCUGUUGAAAUUAUC